Drosophila ficusphila is the source of this 2737-nucleotide messenger RNA. Its product is annotated as protein no-on-transient A. Gene Ontology annotation, cellular component: nucleus. Lineage: Eukaryota; Metazoa; Arthropoda; Insecta; Diptera; Drosophilidae. Gene Ontology annotation, biological process: regulation of DNA-templated transcription. Gene Ontology annotation, molecular function: RNA binding. Bases 78 to 2282 code for a protein of 734 amino acids. The transcript has a single exon. The record is from RefSeq and is a predicted model, not a curated record.
UCUCACUUUUCUAUCUGGCAACACUUCCAGCGGUGUUUUCUGGGCUACAGAGCGUUUUUUCGGAACAUUUUUUUUCAAUGGAAGGUACCGCUAAGUUUGCUAAGAGCUCGCCGUUGCCACAGCGCCAGCAAAGGGGCAAUCUAGCCAAUAAGAACCUCGGCAAGGUAGCCGCCCCAAAGCCAAACGCCGCCGGCGAUGGCAGUCCUGCAGAGAAAAAACCACGGUUUGGGCCGAACACCCAGAACGGAGGAGGAGUAGCCGGUGGUGGUACAGGCGGUGGUGGUGCAGGAGCCGGAGGCGGAAAUGGUGGUGGAGGUGGCCGUGGCGGCUUUGCCGGGAAUCGCAAUCGAGGAGGCAACCAGAACCGCCAGAGUUUCCAAGGUGCUAAUAAUGCGAACAAUCAAAAGCAGUCUAACGAAUCGCCAAAGUCGGCUUCAAAUGUGCCCUCAAAGAACAAUGAGCCCGCAGCUGGCAAUCAAAACCAGCAGAACCAGAACGCCAACCCCGGAGGACAGGGCAAUCAAGGACGUGGCGGUGGCCAAAACCAUCAGAAUCAAAAUGCCAACCAGGGUAACCAGGGUGACCAAGGCAGUCCGGCCAAUCAGGGAAACCAAGCAGGCCAGGGUAGUCAAGGUGGACCAGGAUUUAGAGGACGAGGUGGCAAUCAGAAUCAGCAAAAUCAGAAUGCUAACCACGAAGAGCAAGGAGGUCCAGGCAAUCAAGGAAACCAGGGAGGCCAAGGUGGCCAGGGCUCUAGAGGUCGCGGCGGAAACCAAAACCAGAACAACCAGUUUGGCAACCAGGGCCAAGGACCAAAUCAGAGAGGUCCAGGCAAUCAAGGCAACCAAGGAGGGCCGGGCUUCCGUGGACAAGGCGGUGGCCACAACCAAUCCGGAGGCGGUGGAGGUGGAGGCGCCGGAGGAGGAGGACCGCAGCAUAAUCGUUCGGGUCGCGGCAAUCGCUCUGGAGGGCAGGGAGGCAUGAACAACAGCAUGAUGGGCUCCGGAGGCCAGCGUGGCGGUGAAGAUUUCUUUAUUGCCCAGCGUCUGCGCAGCAUUGGCGGACCAACUCUUGAACUACCACCCAUUGAGGUGCCCACCGAAACAAAGUUCUCCGGCCGCAACCGUCUGUAUGUGGGUAACCUGACCGGAGACAUCACCGAUGACGAGCUGCGUGAGAUGUUUAAGCCAUAUGGCGAGAUCGGUGAAAUAUUCUCGAACGUGGACAAGAAUUUUACAUUCCUUAAGGUUGACUACCACCAAAAUGCCGAGAAGGCCAAGCGCGCCUUGGACGGCUCAAUGCGCAAGGGUCGCCAGCUGCGCGUCCGCUUUGCGCCCAACGCAACCAUUCUGCGCGUCAGCAAUCUCAGUCAGUUUGUGUCCAACGAGCUGCUGUAUCAGUCCUUUGAGAUCUUUGGUCCCAUCGAGCGGGCCAGCAUCACCGUGGAUGACCGCGGCAAGCACACCGGCGAGGGCAUCGUGGAGUUCGCCAAGAAGUCCUCGGCCAGCGCCUGCCUCCGCCUGUGCACCGAAAAGUGCUUCUUUCUGACUGCCUCACUGCGUCCGUGUCUGGUGGAGCCGAUGGAGGUGAACGACGACACUGACGGCCUGCCGGAGAAGGCGCUGAACAAAAAGAUGCCGGACUUCUGCCAAGAGCGCAGCAUUGGACCGCGCUUCGCCGACAUGAACUCGUUCGAGCACGAGUAUGGAUCUCGCUGGAAGCAGCUGCACGGACUGUUCAAGAGCAAGCAAGAUGCCCUUAAGCGCGAGCUGAAAAUGGAGGAGGACAAGCUGGAGGCCCAGAUGGAGUAUGCUCGCUACGAGCAGGAGACCGAGCUGCUGCGCCAGGAGCUGAGGAAGCGCGAGGUGGACAAUGAGCGCAAGAAACUGGAGUGGGAGAUGCGCGAGAAGCAGGCUGAGGAGAUGCGUAAGCGCGAUGAGGAGAACAUGCGUCGCCACCAGGGCGAGAUGCUUCGCCAGGAGGAGGACAUGCGCCGUUAUCAGCAGGAGACCACCCUGCUGAUGCAGGCCCAGCAGCUCAACUCGCUGCUCGACCAGCAGGAGGGAUUCGGAGGUGGCAGCAACUCGGGCUUCGACUUUGGCAACGACUCGCCUUUCGAAGUUUUUAGGAACAACACUAGCAACAACUCCACCAUGGUGGGAAACAAUUCUGGCCCUGGAGGUCAGGACAAAGUGGACUCCUUCGAAUUCGGAGCCGGCGGAAAUCAGCGCAGCAGCAGUGCCGGUGGGAACAAUGCCCCAUGGGGCCGCCGCCGCUUUUAGACACCGAAACCACUAAACGUAGUGAUAAAACAUAACGUAAUCUCAUUGAUUACGCUUCAUAUUUGACCUUUUGCUCGUUCCACGAGUGAUCAACGGGAAACAGCAACACAAUGGGAUCUUGUAAACGCAUACACCUACAUUAACAAUAUCAUUUGAUUAUAUAUUUUGAGAUAAAUAUGAUAAUCAUCUGUCGGUCUCAACAAGGAAUCCACCAUGAAGUAAUGAUAAGGAAAGGACAAAAACCUUAAGAAACACAAAAUCCAAAUCCAAAAAACCAAGCUUACAAGAUGUGCAGUAUUGCAACAAUACCAAUUAAAAAAUUCCAUUCAUCUUUUAACCAUUACCUACAUCUAUUUAAUCAUAACGAUAAUUUUAGAUAUGUGUAGUGACUAUCUCCAGUAAAAUGAUUACUUUUGUCUAUCAUUCAAAUUAAAUAUAUGAAGAUAUGACUGAAA